AAAUUAGAUAUGCCAACAUUGUUUGAAUUAAUAUCUCCUUUUUUAAUCGGAGGUAUCUCAGGAUGUACAGCCACAACUUUCGUCUAACCAAUGGAUACUGUAAAGGUACGUAUUCAAGUCCGAAGUGAACUUAAAGGACAAGGAUAAACUAUCAAUGUCAACACAUUGGAAAUUAUCAAAGACAUCAUCAAAACAGAAGGACCCUUCGGAUUUUACAAAGGGUUAUAAAUAAUAUAUAUAUUAUUAGAAUUGGAGCUGCUCUAUUGAGAUAAGUCACUUAUGCUACUACUCGUUUGGGAUUAUAUAGAGCCAUCGAUGAUCAUUAUAAAAGAACACAUGGUAGAAGCAUGAUUUUUUGGGAAAGAUGUUUAGCAUCUUCAUUUUCUGGAUUUGUUGGAUCCAUUGUUGGAAAUCCAGCUGAUUUAUGUUUGGUUAGAUUUUAAGCUGAUACCCUCUUACCAGAAGCAUAAAGAAGAAAUUAUAAAAAUGUUUUUGAUGCUCUCUACAGAAUUGUUAGUGAAGAGGGACUCAUCACACUCUGGAGAGGAUCAUUACCAACAGUCAUCAGAGCCAUUGCUAUGAACUUAAGUAAUUCAACAACUUAUUAUAUUAGGUAUGUUAACAACCUAUGAUCAAAUCAAAGACAUUAUCGUAUCUCUUCAUGGUAAAGGAAAGGAAGAUUAUAUGGAUAAAUUAUUGUAUAUUUUAUCCUUUAUACUAAUAGAUCCUCUGCUGCAGCUGGUAUUGGAUGUGCAAUUGCUUCUUUGCCUCCUGACAAUCUCAAAACAAAACUUUAAAGAAUGAAAAAAGAUCCAACAACAGGACAAUUCCCUUACAAAAACAUUGGAGAUUGUUUCCUCAAAGUAAUUAAAUUAUUAUUAAUAAACUCUAGACAAUUAAAAGAGAAGGUGUAACAGGAUUAUGGGUUGGAUUGCCAGUCUUUUAUACAAGAGUAGGACCACAUGCUAUGAUUACACUUUUAGUCCAAGAUACAUUAACUUAAAUGUGGAAUCCUCCAAAGAAAAAAAAUUGAUAUUCAUCUAAAAAUUAUCCAAUUAUAUCAUAAUUCUUAAAUAAAAUAUUUAUAAAUAAA
Paramecium primaurelia is the source of this 1093-nucleotide messenger RNA. The record is from the annotation of a GenBank genome assembly. NCBI's taxonomy places the organism in Eukaryota, Ciliophora, Oligohymenophorea, Peniculida, Parameciidae.